This is a messenger RNA of Serinus canaria (Common canary), 5666 nucleotides long. It is a transcript of the gene RAB11FIP5, whose product is annotated as RAB11 family interacting protein 5. Bases 90 to 4385 code for a protein of 1431 amino acids. Lineage: Eukaryota; Metazoa; Chordata; Aves; Passeriformes; Fringillidae. The transcript has 6 exons. Gene Ontology annotation, molecular function: small GTPase binding. The record is from RefSeq and is a predicted model, not a curated record. Gene Ontology annotation, biological process: regulated exocytosis. Gene Ontology annotation, cellular component: phagocytic vesicle; secretory granule; mitochondrion.
GGCCCGCCGGUGUCGCUCGCGUUGCGGCAGCGGCGGCUCCGGAGCGGGGCCCGGCCCGGCCCGGCCGCUUCUCCCGGCCCCGCCCGGCCAUGGCGCUGCUGCGGGCGGCCGCGCUGCCCGCCGAGGGCUGCCCGGCCUGGCUGCCCACGCACGUCCAGGUGACGGUGGUGCGGGCCCGCGGGCUGCGCUGCAAGGGCGGCGGCAAAGGCAAAGCGGGCGGCAGCGACGCGUACACAGUGAUCCAGCUGGGCCGCGAGAAGUACAGCACCUCGGUGGCCGAGAAGAGCGGCGGCUGCCCCGAGUGGAGGGAGGAAUGUGCAUUCGAGCUGCCCCCCGAGCCCGGGGCCUGCGGCGGGCUGGUGCUCACGGUGAUGCACCGGGCGCUCGUGGGCAUGGACCGGUUCCUGGGCCAAGCCCUGGUGCCCCUGGAGCCCGCCCGGCAGCGCGGCCGCGAGCCUGACGAGCGGUGGCACAAGCUGCACUCCAAGGCUGGGAAGAAGGAGAAGGAGCGUGGUGAGAUCCUGGUGAGCCUGCAGUUCACCCGGAACAGCCUGACCGCCAGCAUGUUCGACCUGUCCGUGAAGGACAAGGCGCGCUCGCCCUUCGGGAAGCUCAAGGACAAGGUGACAGGCAAGAAGAAGUACGACCUGGAGUCGGCCUCUGCCAUCAUCCCCAGCAGCAUGGCAGCCCUGGACAUGGAGGAUGACUUCGAGCUGGGGGGCAAGAAGUCCAAGCUGAAGGGCUUCUUCCUGAAGAACAAGCUGCGCAGGUCGUCGCUGACGCAGUCCAGCACGUCGCUGGGUUCCGACAGCACCAUCUCCUCUGCCAGCCUGAGCCUGGCGGGCACCGUGCCCGAGGUGCCCAAGUCCCCCAGCAGACACAGCAGCCUGUCCACCGAGCGCUCUGUGAAGGAGCUGCUGGCCUCGCCCAAGCUGAGCCACAAGAGAGCGUUCAGCGACGACGUGUCGCAGGUCAGCCCCGCAGAGCUGGAGCCCAGAGCCCCGCCGAGCCCCCAGCCCAGGAGGGACCCCACCUCCCGCUCGUCCCUGUGCAUCAACGGCAGCCACGUGUACGGGGAGGAGGCAGCGCCCCGGAACCCGCCCGGCUCUGCCCCCCUGCCCGUGCCCCGCAGGCAGGACGAGCCCUUGGGCUUCACCCCCCUGCACACCGAGCCCCACGAGGUGCCCUGGGGGCUGGGCAGCCUGGAGAGGGCCCAGCAGAGGGACGAGCCCAGGUUCAUCCCAUCCCCUCCCAGCCUGGCCCUGCAGGAAGAGCUCAAGGUGUCCACCAAGGCCGUGACCCUCAGCAACCACCUGGGCAGGGCCAGGAUGGAGGAGAGCACCCGCCUGGAGGGCAAAGCCAGCCCGGCUGCGCCUGCUCUGGGCUUCCCCACGGAGCCAGCCAAGGACAGAGCGCCCGAGGACACCAGGAAGGAGGACAAGAAAGCCAAGGGAGGCUUCUUCCACCACGGGGGCAAAGGCCAGGGGGACAGAGGGACCCCCGUCCACGCCUCGGCCGCGGGGGAUGAGAGGAGUAAGAGCAGCGGCUGGUUUGGGUCCAAGGAGCCCAAAGAGUCCCCUCAGAAACCCAGUUUCCCGCCUGGGCCGCGUGCUGCACCCGAGGUCGCUGAGAGCUUUUAUUCCUCUGAGGAUUGCAGUCCCUCUGGCUCCCCAAGGCAGACAGAGCCCCAGAGGGAGUCUCCAGCCCAGAGCGUUGGUGUCCCCGUGCCAGAAACCAGUCCCCCAGCACCGGGAGAGCUCCCUCCGGCCGACACCGACCCCGCCGUCCCCCCGCUGCCCUCGGAGUGGGACGACACCUUCGAUGCCUUUGCCACCAGCAGGCUCAAACCAGAGCGGAACAAGGAGAGCUUCUUUGCCUCGGUGGCAGCAGAGGGCAUGGCUUUCAUCGAUGACCCCAGAGCCAGCCCGACGGAGAGCUCAGCGGAGCCGCCCUGCCAGAAGGGCUCCAAAGUGUACGAAAAGGCCGCUGAAAUCCCUGCGGCUCUCCGCUCUUGGACAAAUUUCUCCGCUCUAGACGUGGGGGCCAACCUGGUGAGCACCACCCAGGAGGCCACGGUGAUCGAGGACGUGCUGAGCCCGGUGUCCGCAGGCUCCAUGGCCAGGAGGAGGAAAAGCAGCACGCCCAUGGUCUGGACAGCCGCCUUUGCCUCGGGCAACCCCGGGGACAAAGAGGUGUCGACGGCACUGAGCACUGAAAAUAGCGCUAGGGAGGCGGGGGACAGCGGUGAGGAGGAGUCCUGCGGCCCAGGGACGAACGGCUGGAUGACCAUAGCCACGGAGAGCGCCGCCGGGCCCUCAGAGAGCGCCGGGGAGCGCGCGGCUCCCCAGGGCCCCUUCGGCCCGCGCCCGCCCUUCCUGGGCGAGGGCACCAUCGAAGGCCAGAGCUCGUCCCGUGCUGCCUCCUGUGUGCUGCCCCGGAGCUCCUACCCCCCCGAGCCGGCCCCCGAGGCCCCGCGCGGCGGCUCCGUGGCGGCCGUGCCCCCGCGGGUGCCGAGGGACGCGGCGGGGCGGAGGUUCCCCGAGACGGGCGCGGAGCCCGGGGGCGGCCCGCAGGGCGCCUUGGACAUCCGCAGCUCGGUUUUCCGGCUGCAGGCCAGCAUGCGGCUGGAGGCCAGCGAGGGCCUGCUGCAGUUCAGCUCCGACAUCCGCGAGAGGCGCGUGGUGCUGGCACCGUGGGCAGGGCCCCAGGAGCCGCCGCCCGGCCUGGCCGGGCCGCCCCCCAAACCCCCCCGGCGGUUCGCAGCCGCGGGCGCCGUGGGGGACAGCGAGGACGAGGAGCCUGGUGGCAGCCAGCGAGGCAAGCAGGAGCCAUGGGAAGAGUCAGAGGACCCAGGAGCAGAAAUGGGAUUGCCCAGGAGCCGUGGGAGCAGCGAGCCCUCCGUGCCGGCGCCUCCCAGCCUGCCCGCCCCGGGAGCGGCCGCCAAUGAAGCCGGGAGAGAGUUCGCAGCAUCCGAGGGUGCCGGAGCUGCUGCUGUGGACUCAGCAGCUGGCUUGGAGACAGGAGCCGGCAGGCUGGGGACAGGGGACACCUCUGUGGGGGAACGCCCAUCAGAGAUGAACGAGACAGAUGUGGCAGAGCGGUUUGAGACUUGCGUAUCCAAGUUCUCCCUGGAUGGACUGGACCGGUCGGGUGCUGAGGAGAGCUGGAGCCAGCCCCGUUUAUCCCCUCAGGGGGCCACAGACAGUGCCAACUGGGAAACGGCCUCCAAGCAGGAGCUGUUCCCUGAGGAGCCCAGUAUUUCAGGACUAAACCCACCUUCCAAGCUAGAUCUGGGCCAGCCGACCAGCUGGACAGCUCUGGAAGAGCAGGAGGCAGCUGGGCAUCCACACCCGCAGCCCCAAAGGUCAGAACACAGGCAGAGGCCAUCCCAGCUGGAGCUGGCUUGCCAGGAUCGCGAGGGGCGAGCAGGAGGGCAGCCCAAGCCCCGCGCCCCUCCCCAGGAGGCAGAGCAGGGCAGGACCCCCGCCAGCGAGGGGCACUGGGCAGAGAGCAGGGUAGACUUCAAGAAAGCCGAUUUCUGGAAGCCAGAUAGGGCAGAGAGGCACACACAGGGAGCUUCAGCCCUGAGAAACCCUUUUACCCUGGCGCUGAGCCCCAAUUCCCCGAGCAACCCCUUCGUGGAGAAGCCCCCAGCCCCUGUCCCUGUCCAAGCUGUGCUGCCUGAAAAGCUUGAGCAGGGCGACUUCAGCUUCUGCAGCCUGCAGGAGGAAGCCCCCGGGCACGGCUUGCAGCCCACUAACGCUACCCCCCUGCAUGUCAGCCAGCCCCUGGCCUUCUCCACCCCUUUCCUCGCGGCUGCCACUAACCCCGAGCCGUGUGGCCGCCCCCGGCCCCCCGCGGGGGUCCCCGCCCGCCGCGCCGCCGCCCGGCCCUGCCCGUGCCCGCAGCCUGGGGAAGCUUCGGCGCUCCUGGUUCUGCCCAGGGAGACACGGCCGGCUGAGAAGCCCCUUGGCCAGCAGACGACCAGCCCCCACCCCGUGAAGCCCCUGAGUGCUGUGCAGGAGGGCUCCAGCGAGAGGAAGCAGCAGCCCAGGGGGGCCAGCCUGAGCUCGGCGCUGAGCAAUGGCCUGGAGAGGCUGAAGACAGUGACCACCAGCAGCGUCCAGCCCCUGGCCCCGGCCUCCCAGCCGGACAAAACCGACCCCAAGUUAAAGGACCCUGCCCAGCUGGACCAGUCAGCCAAGUAUUACCACCUGACCCACGACGAGCUGAUCCAGCUGCUGCUGCAGAAGGAGGGCGAGCUGAGCAAGAAGGAGGAGCACAUCCACGAGCUGGAGAACUACAUUGACCAGCUGCUGGUGCGCAUCAUGGAGCAGUCCCCCACGCUGCUGCAGAUCCCUCUGGGGGGGGCCCAGGCCCCCUGAGCCUGCCCAGGGCAGCAGCACCCAGCAGAGCUGUGCCCCAGUAACCACCACGCUGCCAACACCCCCGCGCCCCCUCCUCUCGCCCGAGGCCUCCAGUGGCUUCUGUUCCCAGAGUUAGCAGGAAGGGUUAUCUGCUCCUUCCCAGCCCAAGCUUAGCCCAGCUCGGCUCCAGGGAGCUGUAGGGUGGUGGGCUGCCAGCACCCUAUGGGGAGGAGCAGAGCCCUCCCCAGCAGGCAGGCAGGCGCCUCCCUGGGUUCCCAUCGCUGUGACCAAGUGCCACCUCCCAGGCACUCCUCCUGCCAGAGCUUUAAGUGACCCCUGGACAUCUGAGAGCUGGAAACCAUCUCCUCGUGACUUCAUCCUGCUGCUGCACCUCUGCCCACACUCCUCCUCCUCCUCUCUCCCCUGAGGGUGGUGUCCCCUGGGUGGUGUUGGGCUGGUGGGUGACACUGGGGACUCUGAGACCCAGUGAGGCUCCCCCAGCACGUUCCUGAGCAGAGCCUGUGGGAUGCCUUUUCCCCUCCUGACCCAGUUACCCCCAGUGAAGGGUGAAGAACCAACUCCAGUUUGAGCCACUCCCUUACCACACUUGUGGGAGAUGUUCCACAAAGGGACAGCACCGGGCCUGGGGUGGUGUCAGAGCCUGGCUGGGCCACGCUGGCUCUGUCACAGCGCCUGUGCCAGGCUGACACUGCCUGGGUCCCUCAUGGCUGGACUGGGAAUGUGGCAAAGGGAGCGUGGGAUGGUGCCCCAGGAGUGCUGCAGGAGAUCCUGUGGAGGCCCCACCCAGCAGGGGCUGCUGUGCCCUGGAGGGACUGAGGAGUGCAGAAUCCACACUGAAUUUCCACUCAGUAUUCCCAGGAAUGGCUGCUCACAGCUGCCCUGCCUCUGCCUGGUCUGUCCAGCACAGCCAGACAACAUCCCCAGAGCAAGGCCUGGGGGGGUCUGACCCCUCUGCAGGGCCCCUGCAGGGUCAGGCACCCCAAACACUCCUGGCACAGCCCAGAAUUCCCAAAUCCUGGCAGGGCAGUGCCCAGCCUGCUCACCUGAUCACAUCCACAUGCUGGGAUCAGCUCUCCAGGGCAGUGCCCAGCCUCAGGGGCAGCUCUGUCCCCUGCUGACCCCUGAGUGACCACCCAGAGGUGGAGCAGUGUGAGACCACAACUCUUUUCUUUGUUCCAGUUGUAAACUUGUCUGUUGCAAUUUGCAUCAACGUCUCUUUUGGCGUGCCAAUUUCCUUUUUUGUUUCCAGUUUUGAAGUAAAGUUAUGUUUGAAGUAAA